Messenger RNA from Cydia strobilella, 1016 nucleotides. RefSeq names its product serine hydrolase-like protein. NCBI's taxonomy places the organism in Eukaryota, Metazoa, Arthropoda, Insecta, Lepidoptera, Tortricidae. Gene Ontology annotation, cellular component: mitochondrion. The record is from RefSeq and is a predicted model, not a curated record. Gene Ontology annotation, molecular function: monoacylglycerol lipase activity. Bases 51 to 1016 code for a protein of 321 amino acids. Gene Ontology annotation, biological process: acylglycerol catabolic process. The transcript is spliced from 7 exons.
CGUUCGUGGUCAACGGGUGACUGAAGAAAAAGUACAAAGUGCAUAAAAUUAUGAAGAUAUCUCGAAUAAUUUAUAAGGAGUAUACCAAAACAUCGUUAAGAGCAAUGCAGUUGGCAGAAAAAGAAAUAACUAUUCAAGCACCAUGGGGCAAACUUAGAGGACUAACGUGGGGUAUGGAGGGGGACCCACCAGUGUUUCUCUGCCAUGGUCGGAUGGACGCGUGCUCCGGAUUCCGUCCUCUAUUGCAGCUCCUGCCGCGCUGUUUUUACUACGUAUCUGUGGAUCUCCCGGGGAAUGGCCGGUCAGACCAGUUACCACGAGGCGUGCAGCUGAAUAUCAUGGACUUUGUGCCCACAGUGAAGGUGGUCAAGGAACACUUCAAAUGGGACAAAUUCAUCUACGUGGGACACUCAUUGGGUGCGAUGAUGGGAAAUUUCUUCAACAUCGCUUAUCCCGGCCACAUCACGCGCUUAGUCGAGCUGGAUCCACUCCCGGACCAUGCUUGCUACAGCCAAGAUGUUGAGGGCGUCCGUCGGUGGUACCACGUACAUUAUCAUAGUUAUUACGAGCAGUAUAGCAAACUGAAUGGAGGUGGGGAGCCACCGAAGUAUACUUACGAAAAGGCUUUGGAAAUGUUAAUGAAGGCCCGUAGUCUACACAAGGAGGCCGCAGAACACGUCAUAGAGAGAGUGCUAUCAUCGGCUGGAGACGGCCUAUUUAGAUUUACUCACGACCAACGCCAAAAAACCUUCACUCACAUGCCUUUCACCGGCGACGCUUACCGCGCCAUCUACACCGCUUCCACAACACCAACGUUAUACGUGCUCGCUCAAGGCUCCAUAGAUGAUGGAUGGUACGACCAGACGCCGUUUGUAAAGGACCCUGUGUGCUGGCCGAAUGGGAACUUCAGUCUGAAGAUAGUAGAGGGUGGACAUGAUGUGCAUAUUAGCCACCCGGAGCGCAUGGCGGAUGCUGUUAGCCAGUUUUUGUUGAAAGAUGUUAAAGCCAAAAUGUAG